Molecule: messenger RNA, 267 nt
Organism: Cooperia oncophora
Lineage: Eukaryota; Metazoa; Nematoda; Chromadorea; Rhabditida; Trichostrongylidae
Source: the annotation of a GenBank genome assembly
AUGGAUGCUCUAAUGAGGGUACACAGAGACGGACCCAGCCUGCUCACUGUUAAGCCGAAGAACUUAGUCCGACAGUGGAUGACUCCUCUUCCUGGCCUGGACCUUCGUCCACACAUGCCCUCCACUUUUGUUCGAUCGGAUAGUUUCAUGAAGGACGUUAAAAAUGCCAUGCUGAAAGGAGACACAGAUGCGCUUCUGGAUCUCUACGUCACUCAUUACAUGACCAAGAAUCGAUUGAACGAUAGACAUGACGCCCAAAAGAUAUGA